Messenger RNA from Melanotaenia boesemani (Boeseman's rainbowfish), 3576 nucleotides. RefSeq names its product RNA binding protein fox-1 homolog 2-like. Bases 712 to 2091 code for a protein of 459 amino acids. The record is from RefSeq and is a predicted model, not a curated record. Lineage: Eukaryota; Metazoa; Chordata; Actinopteri; Atheriniformes; Melanotaeniidae. Gene Ontology annotation, molecular function: mRNA binding. The transcript is spliced from 13 exons. Gene Ontology annotation, biological process: regulation of alternative mRNA splicing, via spliceosome; nervous system development. Gene Ontology annotation, cellular component: nucleus; cytoplasm.
GAAACAUCUGAUCCCGGAUCAGUGCGCUACGACUCCCUCCAACACUACGAGUUGGGACCAGAGGAAAUCGUGUUCCGUCGCUGGCCAGGUCGGCACGCCAAGACUCAUCCAUAGCAGACCACGGUGAGGGAACGGACAAGAAAGGAGUGAAUUCAAGGGGAAGGCUGGUAGGAACCACGGUGGAGUUUAAUGCAAAAACACACAGAGCUGCGCGAGGACAGAGGGCAGGCUGGCCGCGCUUAAGGAGUAGUAUUACGCUCAGCUAAUUUCCAACAUUUUCUAUUCUUGGCAGCGAGAGUGUGCUCUCUCCGAGCCACAUUUAUAAAGAGAGCUAGCGGAAUGUAAUGCUAGCAAGCUAGCUAAUGUUAGCUAGCUAAUUAGCUUGUCAGGCAUCUGGGAGUCGGACGUGUGAUCUUUAUUUAAAAUAGGUCAAUUUUGCGUCGUUUUACUUUUUUGGGGAGGAUAAAGCUGCUCUUUUUGUUAGUCUUUAUGCAAGAUCCUGCCAUAGCCAUAAUGGUCUGCCUCGCAUAGCUAACGCCAAGUUAGACAAUAAACAGUGUAAGCUUCCCAUAUUGAUGAAUAUUUGUUCAAUAUUAUCCGUCUACGCGUCUUGUGGAAAAGCCAAGUCCAUUGUGAAUAUCACGCUGUGAAAAAAUCACCAGAAGACAAAGGGAAAAGAAAACAAGACUUUUGACUCGUGACUGCCGUCCAAUGUUAAUGUCGACCGACGUUGCAUCUAUAAUGCUUCCCGUUAAUCGGGGAAUAAUGGACCGCGAAAGGGACAUUGAUACAGCAGCCGCAAACCCGGCCGGGGGUCCUGCGGUUGUCCGAGGAAUGAAGCGUGGAGACCCGGAGCCCGACGCUCAGACUGCCGCUGCCCUGACUGAUUUGGCCGGGGCGGAAUGCAAAAGACCAAGGAUAGACGGGACCGGGAGCGUGGUUGCUGAAAUUGGACAGAACAAUGAGCCUUUAAACCCCGGUUUCCAUGGAUACCCACCUCACAGUCAGGGCUCUCAGGAUUCGACCGGAGGACAGGAGGGUUUGGUGGCCCCACCCUUUACAGCUUUCCCUCCUCCACCUCCUCCUCAAAACGGCCUACCGGGAACAGAGUUUGGCCCAGGGGCCAUGUUUGGUGCUGGGGGCCAAGGUACAGCAGAGGUAGGGGCUGGCGUUAAUGAAGCCACAGCUACAACCAACAACAACAAUAUAAAAGCAGAAGAGACGUCUCAGGGUGAGGCGGGCGUACAGUGCGGUGCAGGAGGGACAGGAGCUGGAGGCUCUGCAGGAGACUCCGCAGAGGCCAAAGGGACCCCCAAACGCCUCCACGUCUCAAACAUCCCCUUCCGCUUUCGGGACCCGGACCUCAGGCAGAUGUUUGGGCAAUUUGGGAAGAUUCUUGAUGUAGAGAUUAUUUUCAAUGAAAGGGGUUCAAAGGGUUUUGGCUUUGUGACAUUUGAAAACAGCGCAGACGCAGAGAAAGCCAGAGAAAAGCUCCACGGCACGCUGGUGGAAGGUCGUAAGAUAGAGGUGAAUAACGCCACCGCCAGGGUGAUGACUAACAAGAAAAUGGUUAGCCCCUACCCUAACGGAGAGGCUCUCAGCACGCUGCCCUAUGCAGGGUGGAAAUUGAGUCCUAUGGUGGGGGCCGUGUACGGACCAGAGAUCUACGCAGUCCCUGGCUUCCCCUACCCUUCAGCAGCAGCAGCAGCCACGACAGCAGCAGCAGCAGCAGCGUUUCGCGGCGCCCACCUCAGGGGCCGGGGCCGGCCCGUUUACAGCGCCGUGCGGGCUGCUGUGCCGCAGCCUGCCAUCCCUGCCUACCCUGGACUAGUGUUUCAGGACUCAGUCCUUAGUCCCAGAUUGCCUCAGGGAGGGUACCCUGCUGCUGCUGCCGCUGCUGCCGCCUAUCGCUACGCCCAACCUGCUGCUGUAACCGGAGCAACCGCUGCAGCUGCUGCCUACAGUGACAGUUAUGGUCGGGUGUACACUACAGACCCUUACCACGCUUUAGCUCCAGCUGCUGCUGCUUACGGAGUGGGAGCCAUGGCCAGUUUAUACCGAGCAGGAUACAGUAGGUUUGCUCCUUACUAAAAACCACAAGGAAUUUCACUUUGCUCCAAAAAUCCCUUUUCUCAAGCUCUGUUUGGCAGGAGCUCCCCUCCAUUUUUCUGCAGGCAGACUAUAGUGACAACUCACACUUUGUUUUUUUUUUUGUUAUUUCCCUUUGUGGCGGGAUGGGUCAUUGCCACAUCAUCAAGUCAAACUCUGUACUCUUCUGUCUGUCGCUGACAUGGAAUCAAUGAAAAAACUUCCAGGAGCAUCUCCCACUUCUAAAAGAAAGAAAGAAAAGAAAAAAAAAGCUGGAGCUGCUACUUGGAGUCACAGAGGAGGAUUUUUGGGAUGUUUUUAAAAACACUAUGGGACCCGGAAGGAGAGAGACGGCUGUUCCUGUGUGAUCCGACACACUACAAACCCCCUUUUUUUUUCCUAAAAGUGGCUGAACUCUACGGUGUAUCCACUGCCCUGUAAUCUGACCUGUAUACACACAUUUACUUUAAGCAACAAGUACACGUUUUCUCUCCAUUUAUUGAAGCGAAUGAUAGAGCUGCCACAGCGCUACUGUAAAAAGGUACCCAUGUUUUUAAACACUACAUAGACACAUAACUACGACCCACUACCAUCAACCCUCUGGUUUGUCAUUAUAUUAUAAUAAAAAGAUAAAUCAAAUGGAGUGUUUGAUACAGAAGAUAUAGGAAUUAUUUCUUUUUAUUUUAACUAGAAUACUGAAGAUUAAUCUGAAGGGAACAUAGAAGAAUCUGACUGACAGCAACCACUGUUAUCUCUGACAACAACCAUGAAUGAUUUUCUUUUUUGUCAUUUUCAAAAGUUUUACAACUUCUAAAGUAUAAAAGGAAAUCCAAUAAAUUACAAACAUGCUUAUAUGUGAACAUGACAAGGAAAAACAAGUAAUGUUUUUUCUGCAGUACCUCAGCUUUUCUUUCAUCUGUGUUUUUUUUUGUUGCCAUUAAUAAGUUUAAAAAAGAAAAAUGAAAAAAAAAAAAAUCAAUGCAUUUUGUUUUUUUCUGCAUCAGAUUUUUUUUCGUCCUUUUAUUUCUCACCUUAAUACAUUUCAGUGAUUUCAGCACUAAGAAGGAAAAUUUGCCUCUGCUCAUUUCAGCUGUGAACUGACCUCCACACGCGUGUUCGUUUUGAAACACUUUCACCCCCCCCACCCCCACCCUCUGUGGCUCGUCCUUGAUCCGCUAGCGCUUCUUCCAAAUAAGGACUUUGUACAUUUCUGACUCCUAAACCGUCAAGACAUUCCAGCUGCAGCGGCGAUAGCAGCGAGCGAACGGAUCAGAUGGGACAAAAGAACACAAACAAAAAGAAGAUUUAGCAGAAGCGGCGAGAAGCUAAUCAUCUGCCAGGCGGUGAAAUGGGAACCAGAGCUUUUACAGGCUCCAGGACAGAAACUGUGUCUGAUCCCAGCUCAGCAGAACAGGAGAUCCCAACAGAAAAGCCCAGAUUAGAAAACAGUGAAGCACAUUGCAGCUGAUGUAAUGACGUAGGGGGGGG